Molecule: messenger RNA, 1266 nt
Organism: Gymnogyps californianus (California condor)
Lineage: Eukaryota; Metazoa; Chordata; Aves; Accipitriformes; Cathartidae
Gene: PSMD13
Product: proteasome 26S subunit, non-ATPase 13
Exons: 13
Coding region: 45-1175 (376 amino acids)
Biological process (GO): ubiquitin-dependent protein catabolic process
Cellular component (GO): nucleus; cytosol; proteasome regulatory particle, lid subcomplex
Molecular function (GO): structural molecule activity
Source: RefSeq, a predicted model, not a curated record
CUGCCUCCUCUCUCUCUGUCCCUCCUUCGCCUCCCGCCGCCGCCAUGAAGGACGUGCCGGGCUUCCUGCAGCAGAGCCAGAGCUCGGGGCCGGGGCAGGCCGCCGUGUGGCACCGCCUGGAGGAGCUCUACAACAAGAAACUCUGGCACCAGCUGACUCUGCAAGUUCUGGACUUUGUUCAGGACCCUUGCUUUGCCCAAGGAGAUGGACUCAUCAAGCUUUAUGAGAACUUCAUCAGUGAGUUUGAACACAGGGUGAACCCCUUGUCCCUGGUAGAGAUCAUUCUUCAUGUGGUCAGGCAGAUGACAGAUCCCAACGUGGCCCUUACUUUUCUGGAAAAGACUCGCGAAAAGGUAAAAAGCAGCGACGAAGCUGUCAUUUUGUGUAAAACAGCCAUUGGGGCGCUCAAGCUGAACAUUGGAGACCUGCAGGUCACCAAGGAGACCAUUGAGGAGGUUGAGGAGAUGCUGAACAAUCUCCCUGGGGUGACUUCAGUUCACAGCCGCUUCUAUGAUCUCUCCAGCAAGUACUACCAGACAAUUGGGAACCAUGCCUCUUACUAUAAGGAUGCUCUGCGGUUUCUGGGAUGCAUUGAUGUUAAAGAUCUGCCAGUAUCAGAGCAGCAGGAGAGAGCCUUUACCCUGGGACUGGCAGGGCUCUUGGGAGAAGGUGUUUAUAACUUUGGGGAGCUGCUCAUGCACCCCGUUCUGGAGUCCCUGAGAAACACUGAUCGACAGUGGCUGAUUGACACACUUUAUGCCUUCAACAGUGGUAAUGUAGAGACGUUUCAGGCUUUGAAGUCGGCGUGGGGUCAGCAGCCAGAUCUGGCUGCAAAUGAAGCACUUCUGCUGCAAAAGAUUCAACUGUUAUGUCUUAUGGAGAUGACUUUCACCCGACCGGCCAAUCACAGACAGCUCACUUUUGAAGAGAUUGCUAAGAGUGCCAAAGUCACUGUGAACGAGGUGGAGCUGCUGGUGAUGAAGGCGCUCUCGGUAGGCUUGGUAAAGGGCAGUAUUGAUGAAGUUGAUAAGAGGGUGCACAUGACAUGGGUACAACCACGCGUGUUGGAUUUACAACAGAUCAAAGGGAUGAAAGACCGCCUGGAGUUCUGGUGCACAGAUGUGAGGAGCAUGGAGAUGUUGGUGGAGCACCAAGCUCAUGACAUCCUGACAUAGAGGACCUUGCACUACCCCCGGGAGAGUACUUUCUGCUGCUGCUGACGCUGGCAGCACUGAGACCACUGACUCUGUACUGAAUUAUAUCGAA